Molecule: messenger RNA, 1113 nt
Organism: Lipotes vexillifer (Yangtze River dolphin)
Lineage: Eukaryota; Metazoa; Chordata; Mammalia; Artiodactyla; Lipotidae
Gene: INO80E
Product: INO80 complex subunit E
Exons: 7
Coding region: 18-752 (244 amino acids)
Biological process (GO): chromatin remodeling
Cellular component (GO): Ino80 complex; nucleus
Source: RefSeq, a predicted model, not a curated record
UUCUCCCGGGGCGGGUCAUGAACGGGCCGGCGGACGGCGAAGUGGACUACAAGAAGAAAUACCGGAACCUGAAGCGGAAGCUCAAAUUCCUCAUCUACGAACACGAGUGCUUCCAGGAGGAACUGAGGAAGGCGCAGAGGAAAUUGCUGAAGGUGUCCCGGGACAAGAGUUUCCUCCUAGACCGACUUCUGCAGUACGAGAACGUGGAUGAAGACUCUUCUGACUCAGAUGCCACUGCAUCUUCAGAUAACAGCGAGACAGAGGGGACACCCAAGUUGUCGGACACGCCAGCCCCUAAGAGGAAGAGAAGCCCUCCGCUGGGGGGUGCCCCCUCCCCCACCAGCCUCUCCCUGCCUCCUUCAACAGGGUUUCCCCUUCAGGCCUCUGGGGCCCCCUCCCCAUACCUGAGCUCGCUGGCUUCCCCCACCUACCCCCCAUUCCCUUCUGACUACCUGGCCCUGCAGCUGCCCGAGCCCAGCCCCCUGAGGCCCAAGCGGGAGAAACGGCCCCGCCUGCCCCGGAAACUCAAGAUGGCGGUAGGACCCCCCGACUGCCCCGUGGGAGGGCCGCUGACCUUCCCAGGCCGGGGUUCUGGGGCCGGCGUGGGGGCAGCCCUGGCCCCACUGCCCCCACCCAAGAUGCCUCCCCCUACGAUCCUGAGCGCCGUCCCUCGGCAGAUGUUCAGCGAUGCAGGCAGCGGGGACGACGCCCUGGACGGGGAUGAUGACCUGGUGAUCGACAUCCCGGAGUGAACCCCUCUGCCUGACCCCCUGCCCAGCGCCCUCUGUGUCAGCACACAUGAGCCCCCAGCUUCCGCAGAGACGUUUAUUGACGCCUGGUUGCCAUGCUGAGGCCACUGACACAAUCAGAAAAGGCGUAAACAUGCAUGAAUGUCCCCCAGAAGGUGGGCCCUCUCCAGGGAGGGCAGGGGCCCUGCCUUCACAUCCCAGCCCAAUCCAGGGGACAGUUAUUUAAAUGAGUGGGCCAGGAGCAUCUGCCACCUCUCAGAGAGGCAGAGACCCUGCAGUGGCCCCCCCACUUAAAAGGGCAGCUGUACAGGGCUCGGUGGUGGUGUUUUUUUUAAUGAAGAUUCUGCGUUAAAGGAGUGCCUCU